UUGCUCUGUGUGGCUCUCCCUCCCAGGCCCUGAAUGCGGCCGGGCCCGGGUUGGUUUCUGCUCCCCACCUCCCGGGCCGGGCUCCCCGUGAGGCGAAGGGGCCUCAUGUGAGAAAGCCGGAGACGGAAAGAUGACCUCGAGGAGAUGGUUUCACCCAAAUAUUACCGGAGUGGAGGCAGAGAACCUCCUGCUGACACGAGGAGUAGAUGGCAGCUUUCUGGCCCGGCCCAGCAAGAGCAACCCUGGGGACUUCACCCUUUCAGUUCGGCGGAAUGGAGCAGUCACCCACAUCAAGAUCCAGAAUACAGGUGACUACUACGACCUCUAUGGAGGGGAAAAGUUCGCCACCUUGGCAGAGCUGGUGCAGUAUUACAUGGAACAUCACGGGCAGCUCAAGGAGAAGAACGGCGACGUGAUUGAGCUGAAGUAUCCGCUCAACUGUGCUGACCCCACGUCUGAAAGGUGGUUUCAUGGGCAUCUUUCUGGAAAAGAAGCGGAGAAGCUGUUGACAGAAAAAGGGAAACAUGGGAGUUUUCUUGUCCGCGAGAGCCAGAGCCACCCGGGAGACUUUGUCCUUUCCGUUCGGACGGGGGACGAUAAAGGAGAGAGCAACGAUGGGAAGUCCAAAGUGACGCAUGUCAUGAUCCGGUGCCAGGAUAUGAAGUACGACGUUGGUGGAGGGGAGAGAUUUGAUUCCUUGACAGACCUUGUGGAGCAUUACAAGAAGAACCCCAUGGUGGAAACCCUGGGGACAGUCCUUCAACUGAAGCAGCCCCUCAACACCACCCGCAUCAAUGCGGCAGAGAUUGAGAGCCGUGUCAAAGAAUUGAGCAAGCUGGCAGAGACCACCGACAAAGUUAAACAAGGCUUCUGGGAAGAAUUUGAGACUCUCCAGCAGCAAGAAUGCAAACUCCUCUACAGCCGUAAAGAGGGGCAGCGGCAGGAGAACAAGAACAAGAACAGAUACAAGAAUAUUUUGCCCUUUGACCAUACCAGAGUUGUCCUUCAUGACGGUGAUCCGAAUGAGCCUGUUUCUGAUUACAUAAAUGCCAAUAUUAUCAUGCCGGAGUUUGAAACCAAGUGCAACAAUGCAAAGCCCAAGAAGAGCUACAUUGCCACCCAAGGCUGCUUGCAGAACACCGUCAACGACUUCUGGAGGAUGGUGUUCCAGGAGAACUCGCGCGUGAUCGUUAUGACGACGAAAGAAGUCGAGCGGGGAAAGAGCAAGUGCGUAAAAUACUGGCCAGAUGAACACGCCCUAAAGGAAUACGGUGUGAUGCGCGUCCGAAAUGUCAAAGAGAGUGCGGCUCAUGAUUACACGUUACGGGAACUCAAGCUUUCAAAGGUUGGGCAGGGCAACACCGAACGAACAGUCUGGCAGUAUCACUUCAGAACCUGGCCUGACCAUGGAGUCCCCAGUGAUCCUGGAGGAGUUCUAGAUUUCUUAGAAGAGGUUCAUCACAAGCAAGAAAACAUCUCGGAUGCUGGCCCAGUUGUGGUCCAUUGCAGUGCUGGAAUCGGCCGGACCGGAACAUUCAUUGUGAUAGAUAUUCUCAUUGACAUAAUCAGAGAGAAAGGCGUCGACUGUGACAUUGACGUCCCGAAAACCAUCCAAAUGGUGCGGUCCCAGCGGUCAGGGAUGGUGCAGACGGAGGCCCAGUACCGGUUCAUUUACAUGGCGGUGCAGCACUACAUCGAAACGCUACAGCGUCGGAUCGAGGAGGAGCAGAAGAGUAAGAGAAAAGGCCACGAGUACACAAACAUUAAAUAUUCUUUAGCAGACCAGGCCAGUGGAGACCAGAGUCCACUUCCACCCUGUACUCCAACUCCGACCUGCCCUGAGAUGAGGGAAGACAAUGCCAUGAGAGUCUAUGAAAACGUUGGUCUGAUGCAGCAGCAGAAAAGCUUCAGAUGAGAUGAAAUGAGCAGCGUUCCUUGUGAGGAAGAACUGAAAUACCAUUUUCUUUUCUAAGAAAGUGAAGCCAAGUGACUUGAGAAGCAUCCCAUGAAGAGGAGUGGACUUUGACAGCUGCAUAGAGCCUCUUAUUUAUGGUGUUUUUAACCCUUCAGUAAUAAGCGGAACUUAAGACUAUCUUUCGGAGAAACUCCUAAUGCCUUUUCUCAACAUUGUCUGAUUUCUACAGUCCCUGAUUUUGUUUUGUUUCCAUUCAACUUGCGGUUCUUUUGCCUCCAGUGCAGACCAAUACUCUAUUGUACUUGAACAUUUUUUUCUCUCUCUCUCCUAGAUGCUGAGGUUUUAAAGCUGUUUCCAAUUAGAUAUAUUUUUUUUUAAAGGAAAAUCCGUUUCUUAUACUUAAAAAAGAAAUCAAGUAGCACGUCAGGUGAUAAACUAAUACUUUUUUGUUGUUGGAGGUGUGUGUGUGUGUGUCAGUUGUGCUAAUUAGACAUUUGUUCCUCCCCUUCUGCCCCCCUUACUCUUGGCCCUGCUUCUGGUGAGGAGCCAGUGACCGUUCUGGAACAGGGCACGUUGAUCAGUUAAUUUGUUCAAGACUGCAGUCCUCAUGGUGUCUGUCUUUCUUGGAAACGACGUUGCUUCUCUAGAACUGCCAAUGAUGCAUGGUUUGCACCAGAGAAAACUAGUUUGUUUCUUAGAGCUUGCUGGGCAACUGUUAAGAUGGUUGCUGCUGAAUUCUGAGUGUUUCGGUUCGGGUGGUUGGGGGGGAGACAGAGAGAGAGAGAGAGAGAGAGAGAGAGAGAGAGAGAGAGAGAGAGAGAGAGAGAGAGAAAGAAAGAAAGGGAGUGGUAGCUAAACUCUAAUACUGUGGUCACAAUGUUGGUGGCGUUCUGGAGUAAGCAGCCCACCCUCUUUAUCCGAGGCUCGUCUGAGGAGCAAUCUCCUUUACCGCCCUGCCUGUGAGCAUCCCAGGAGCAUUCAGCCAGCUGCUGUUAAAAGCAGGACACUGGACUAAACUGACCUCUGGUAUCACCGCCCUCUCUCCUUAAGAGGGGCAAGCGGUCGGAUCUUCGGCAGUUGCGUUUCCCUGAAUGUUGCGUCGGCCGUGUGAAAGGGGAGCUCUUGCUUCACGUUGCCUUGUGAGGGCGGAGGAAGAUCUGGGUUCCAAAAUGUCUUAGCAGCGUAUUCCGUUAAGCGUAGAUGUUCUGUGGUUAACAUUCUGCCUUUUAUUUCAAAGUGCCUUUCCCCUCCUGCCUCCCAGCUCCGAAAGCAUCUCUCCCCAGCUGGUGUAGUUUUUUUCUCCUGUCGGUGGAGUGGCGUUCAGCUUCUCUAAGUGGUCCUUUCGCGGCCGUCGAAGCCGUAGCCCAUCCUGGAAGCAGCAGAGCACCCUUCCUUGGCCAGCCUUUGCAGGGUUUGGGGGUGGUGGUGGUGGCAGGUUCUGAUCAGUGGGGUGAGGUGGGGAGGCUUUUUCCGGAGGCCUUUGGUUGGCAGCGUAAGCCAGAGAUGUCCUCCAAGGGCUGCUUUUCCCUCUGAAGCUGCAUGGGAGGCCGACUUGCUUAGGUCAGUGCUGGAAAAAACUAAUUUUAAGGCAGCGCUGUUGGAAAAUCAGCCUCUUGUUGCCUUGGCUGUGCGUACAGCAUUCUUAAAUACAAUUAGGAUUUUAAAAAAAUUGUGCACCCAGAAAAACUGCAUCCUGCAGUCUAAAUGAUGUAAAUGGAGCAAACUUGCAUAAUUACUCUGACUUCUAAUAAUUGGUUCUGUAGUUUUAACUAGACCCCCCCCCCAAUUUUUACUGGCAUUGCUGAUUACGGAGAGAGUAAUGGGGCUAUUAGAUUCCCCUGCCCCCCACUGAGAUUCUGAGAUUUCAGCAUGUGUAGCCUGUGCACUUGAAAGAACCUUGAGGACUAGAAACCUGUCUGGUUUUGUUUUGUUUCAAAAGAAAGCUUCUCUUGAAUCCUUCUCCCCCGCCACCUUGAUCAGAAUCGCAGUGCGCACACAGCCAUGCUCGUUGCGAGUUCCAUUGAUUGAAUGGAAGGCCAGGAGGAGUGGAAAUCUUCAACGUUUACUGUCCUUAUAAAAAAACAAACAUUUUUUGCCCUAUCUUCUAACUUCAAAUUUGGGAACUCCUGUAACCAGCUAUGCCUGAAGUUUUGCAUCUUACGCCUAAGUCUAGCCGGGCCACAGAGGAAGCUCCCUUUCUGCCUUCUCCUCAAAUUUCACCUUAGCAUUAGCAGAGACUUUGUUGUAGUUGUGGCCAAGAGUUUGGGAGAAAGGUGUGUGGCAGAGACCCCGAAAUUGGACAGAUGGUGCCAUCUGUCGCUACGAGCAGAUGGUACUGGGGUGGGGUGAGGAAUUUGGUCCUGGUGGAUGAAGCUCCUGGAGGUGUGAGGGUUGGACAAGGGCAAUUUUCAGGAGCUGAACCCCGCUUACCCAAGCUAAGGGACAGGGCCAUGCCUUACGAUGGACCUGGGGCAGCGACCAAAGGCAGGGUCCCCGCUUCGUGUUCUCUUCCUUCCCUUCCUCAUACGGAGUAAAAACCUCAACCUGUUUCCUGGUGUCGCAGUGCUAAGUUUCCCUGUGUGCUGUGCUUUGCUCCUCAAAAAAUAAAUAAUUGGGUAUUCCUGGCAGGGAAACCUGUAGCGACCUCAGGGCGCAGUUAAGUUUGCCUGUGUGUUAUGAAGGGAGAACUAGACACGGGGACCCCAGUUUUGGCUGCCACCUCACUUUCCUGGAAGAGCCUAGUUCCAUCCUGCAUCAGCACCCCUGGGUUUCUUCUGAUAGGUGGUUCUCAAUGGGAAUGGGUGAAAGCGUACCCAUAAGAUGGAUAUCUGUUUUAAAAGAGAGUGCCCUGAACGUAGUUGCUUGCCACCUUUUUAAUGUGUUGUGUUGGCUCCUGAGAACUUUGACUUCAAUUUCGAGGGGGGCUGAAACCCAGUUUUUUUGGGGGGGGUGACUGAAGGACUCCACAGAAUCAUCAGCGCUUCUUCUGGUGGACAUAUCCAUCCCCCCCCAGAAGAACGAUGCUGAAUCCUUCCUUCCUUCCUUCCUUCCUUCCUUCCUUCCUUCCUUCCUUCCUUCCUUCGCACCUGCAAAGAGCUGAGUGGAGCGCUGGUGAUGUCAUUGAGUGCUGCCCCCCCUCUCCCAACGGUCCCUCACAUUUUGCUGCCUGAAACAGUUCCUAUUAUUAUUGUUGUUGUUUUGGAGGGCUUGUCAAAUGAGAGUUUUAAAGGAACAAAAUUCCACCUUGAGCAUGGAGCCUCUAGGGAACAUUGAUGCAACCCUAUCUUUCUUAAGACUGACGGGUCUGGCAUCUCCUUCCAAAAUGCAGUGCUCUGUGAUCUCUUCUCUUCUCCUCUUCUCUUCUUUUCCCUCCCACCCCACCCUAGAUGUCUAUUAGACCACCGGCCGAAAUAUGCCAUCAACCAAACAAACGUUAUAUGACUCUUGACAUGGUGGUCAUAAUCUUGACAUAGAGUGUUCGCCUUUUCUGUCCCAGGAGCUUUUAAAGUAGGAGGAUCAAUACAUGCAAGGGUCGCUCCCCCCCCCAUCUUUAUAUCUGCCCCCCUCCCCCAGCCUGAGUGAAUACGGUUCAAGAAAAGCUCUGCUGUGUGAUUCUUGCGACUAGGAUUUGGGUCGCCUGCCUGGUUUAAGUAGGAACGUGGCAUGUUGAAUGUGCGGUUAUUAUUUUUCUCAGAGCACGUGAUUACAGAAUGUCAUUGCUGAAACUUGAAAAAACAAACUCCAAGAUGAUUGUGCUGAGAUGAGAACUUGAAUAAGAUCUUUGGGCCUUGCUGAAAACCAAAAGGAGACCUGUUCUUGUUUGUUUCUUUAAAAAGCUGUCUUAAAAAUAAAGACCCUCGCUGUGAGUGCCCUUUUGCGGAAGCAAAACUUUAAUGAACUUCCAUAGCAAUAGGGACACCCAACCCCUUUCCCAGGGAUGGGACCCACAGGUAGCAGUAUGUAAGGGGGUGGCUGCAUAGAUAUUGUGUCUUAGAAGUUCUGGACGAAAUUUUGUGGACUUGCAAAUGGAAGGCGCAUGGAGGAAUCAGAACAGUUAUUGAAUGUAUUUUAAACGAUCCUUCCUAAAUUGAUCUCUGAAACAGCCAAAGGCUUCAAGGGUUCUAAUGACUUAGUUUUAAAUGUCGGGGAAGAUUUCUUUUUACAUAUUUUGGGGGUCAGGGGAAUGUCCUUUAAUUCUGGAAUUGUUUUGACUUUUGAAAAGUCUGCCCUCUCUUUUCUUUUAAGUGGAAAGUUGCAAAAUCUGAAACGUGGAAUAUUUUCACUGAAAAAUUGCAUUUCCCUGGUCUCGCAUGUCCCACCUCCUCCUAUUUUGGGGGAGAGCACUCAGAACUCUCCAUGGCCAGUUUUCCUGACCUUGGCUCCAUGCGAGUGAAAUUUAGUGACCCCUCCAGAGGCAGUGAUUCCCAGACUCUUGAGGACUGUACGGUAACAGGCUAGUUACCUGCUGGCAAAUCUGCUAGCUCUGUAGCAGGGGUGAUUGGAUCAGUCAGUUGCUGCCAAGGCAGAAAAAAUUAUCCAUGCUCAGAGGAGGCUCUCUGUCAUGUCUCUGCAUGCGUUUGGCAGCACAUCCAGAUCAGUGACUCGUACAGAGGGGCCUGGUGCUCUUCUAAGGGCAGAUAACACUUAUUCUUUCACAUACUCUAAGGCUUUUGGAGUUUGUGAGUGAAGAAUGUCUCCUUUUUUCUUAUUUAAGAGAAAAGUAUUACCUCAGAGUUUGGGAAGCCCUGGCCUCUGAGGAUGAUCCUUGCACCCGGUGUGCCAUUGCUUACUGAAUGUUUGAUGAUAACAUACUUCCAUUUUUUCACUGACUCUUUAGAAGAAAGCCCCUGUCAGUCUCAACGAAAUGUUUUAUUCCCCCCCCCCAUGAAAUUUCGUGUUUAAAUCGAUUUUACUUUGUUAUUCUGUAGUGAGAAAUGAUAGCUUCUGUUGUUAAAGGUAUGUGGGGAGAAGAUAAAUGAAAUAACUGGGAACUAGCUGGGCUGGAAAACUGGCAAACUAGAAAUUUUGAGCAAUUUGACGUAUUUCUCAGCCCCAGAUACUAGGAUGGGGCGGAGGCUUUAUAUCAUAAUUUUGUGUUGUGUUUUUGUUCUUUUUUCCUCCAAAUUUUAAUCCUUAAUGCCUGUCUUCUUUCUUUAAUUUAUGAACACCCUUGUGACUUUUUUUAUAUAUAUAUAUAAAAAAGCGACGCUAACGGCUCUAUGAGAGAAGAUCUCUGUUAUACUCAUCUAGGUUGAAAAAUAGCUUUCCCCCUUCCUUAUUCUCUUCCCCCUCUUCCAGCAAUGUAUGAAGUAUUGUACCAGAGUAUUAAAUGAAAUGUAAUAUUUUAUUGAGGGGGGAGGGAAGAGAGAGAAAAAGGACCUCAGCCUUCUCCUUUAAAAGGAAUGCAUAUGUCAACAGGUUUUAUGUGAAUUGUGUACAUGUUCCAGAUGUGCUCUGUUCUCCGACAUCCAGAAGGGGCACAGCUCACAGCCAGACACUUGGCCUGGGCCACCCCCAGCCAAGCCUGCAGGUUCUCGCCGGUGUGUGGGGCUGGUCAGUUCGCCCCCCACUCUGUUUCAAAGCCCUCGUCUUCACUGCCUUCGGUGCCCAUGUAUCCUGUAGACCCUUUUGCAAUCAUGUGACAUUAAAAGGCAAAAGAAGAAGAAAAAGAUCACGUGUAGAAAACUUACUGAUUUGUCUUGUCUGUCCCCAGCCUGUAUUUAUGGGUGUUGAAGUCUGGCUGCGUCGCUGGCUGAGCUGUGUUUUUGUUUUUAAUUGCUCCAAGGCUUAUUAUCCAGAGUAAAAGCAUUAUUUGUAAAACAACAGAACUUAAAAAAUAUAUAUAGGAAUAAAAAAAAAAUCCAUUUUCUUA
Messenger RNA from Podarcis muralis (Common wall lizard), 7787 nucleotides. It is a transcript of the gene PTPN11, whose product is annotated as protein tyrosine phosphatase non-receptor type 11. Lineage: Eukaryota; Metazoa; Chordata; Lepidosauria; Squamata; Lacertidae. Gene Ontology annotation, molecular function: non-membrane spanning protein tyrosine phosphatase activity; receptor tyrosine kinase binding; cell adhesion molecule binding. The record is from RefSeq and is a predicted model, not a curated record. Gene Ontology annotation, biological process: positive regulation of ERK1 and ERK2 cascade; protein dephosphorylation. Gene Ontology annotation, cellular component: cytoplasm.